UUUCUGUAGACCAAAAGAUGCUGAUGAUUUACUUUUGUCUCUCUCUCUUUGUAAUUGUGAUUUAAAUUGUGUUUUUUUGCAUCAUUUGGAUUAAUUGUGUCUUUUUGUAGGAGAUUAAACUCAUGGUUUAACUGUUUCUUUGUGGAAUUGGAAAAGUAACUGUAAUUGUUUUGAUCGUUUGUUCAUCUCUUUGGUUUUGUGUUUUGGGUGAGUGAAUCUUUUCAAAAUGGUUGAAAUUGAUUCUUCCAUUUUGAUUGGGUUUAUAUUAUUACUCAUUUUUAAUGAGACAAUGGAAAAAGAACUUGAUGAAAGCCGAGUGCCUGAUAUACCAAGUAAACUUAAAUUGGAUGCAACUCUUAGUACCAUUUCAAUUAGCUGGUUACCUCCGGUUGAUACUUCAGUCUCAAUUAAGGGUUACAUUGUUGGCUGGGGAACUCCGGUCCCAUAUGAUUUUACUAAAGCUCUUGAUGCAAAUCAAACCUUUUAUCAAUUAACUGGACUUUAUCCUACAACUGAAUAUGUUGUCAGUGUUCGAGCUUUUAAUUCUAAUGGUGAUGGUCCACCCAAAUAUGAAACUAUCUGGACUCGUGCCCCUUCAACACCUGAACCUAAAAUUGCUCUUCUACCACCAAUUGGUCUUCGUGUAGAUGUCACUUCACCUACAUCAGUGGUUCUUCAUUGGACUGAUACAACUCUUAAUUCUCGUAAUCCUACCGAUGAUCGAAUUUAUACAAUUCGAUAUUCAUCUUCCUUUCUUUCGAAUAAUCCUAAAUAUAGAUAUAUCAACACAACUCGAACAAGUCUUCUCAUAGAAGAUUUAAAGGCACACACUCAAUACGAAUUUGCAGUUAAAGUAAUCAAGGGUCGAAGAGAAACAACCUGGAGUAUGAGUGCUAUUACUCCAUUACCGAAUAUGGAAUCAAAUCAAGAGAAAACGGAAGAAAAAAUGGUUUCCAAGUUGAAACCUUUUCAUUCAAUGAUCUUCCUCAUCUCAUCAAUUUCUGGAGCUGUUUUACUCCUUGUAAUUGCGGUGAGCAUUUUAUUUAUUAAAUCUCGUCGUUCACCAAGACAUGAACAUGAAUCUGUUCGUAAACACAAUGGUUACAUCGCUGCAGCCACAAGUCCCGUUGGAGGAAAACACAAAUCAAAUAUUGAACUUAAACCACCCGAUCUUUGGAUUCAUCAUAAUGAUCAAAUGGAAGUGUUUUGGUGAUGAAGGUCUCAUCUCUUUUUCUAUCCAUAUUAUAUAUAAACACAUCAACUUAUUGAUAAAUUGAUCAAAAGAUUAAGACAAAGCAGUAAUUAUUACCAUUUCGAGCCAUAAAAUGCAAUUUUUGAUGAAAGAGGAAGAUGGAAUAUCAAUAUCUAUAUGGAAAAUCAUACGAUUAUUCAUGUGUCAUCGCCAUUAUCAUCAUCUUAAUCACCUCAACCAUCAUCAUCAUCAUCAUGGAUCCUGAUUUAUCCUUGCCAUAAUAACUAUUAACAUUUACCUCUAAAAUUAAUUUCUGUUUGUAAUUAAUUAAUAUCCGAUUUGAACUUCAGACGUAAUUGAAAACCCGGUGUUCAUGUAAAUAACGAUCUUCUCCACCUUACCACAAUCUCAAUCUCAAUCCUCAAAAUUGAUCUGCUAAAUCAAAUUGGUCAUUAAUUGGUCAAGAAAAUCAACCCAAUGGCAUUUAAAGUGAAUGUGCUAAUCUAUCACAUUUUAUCAUAUCAAAAAACGACCUUUUUUAUUAUUAUUAUUAUUAUACAAAGACUGUUUUUUAUAUGUCAACUUUAACCAACAACAACCACAUCAUCACUAAUCAUUACAAAUCUUGUAGAUUUGUCUUUGAUUUAUCUCAAUUUUGCUCAUUCAUCAUCUAAUUUAUUUAAAUUAUCUAAAAUCUAAUCUAUUGCUUGGCAUUUUACUCUUCCAUUCAACCUCAUCGCACAAAUUGGAUGGAAAUCAAGAGAGACAAGAUGAUUAAAGAAGCAAGAACAAAAAAAUCAAAUCAAACACAAUCAACAGGAUUCACCUUAAAUCACAAUCUACUAUAUAACUUUGAUUGUAAUCAACUAACUACAAUUUACUUGUCAACUACAAAACUACAUUUAACUUAAUCUCAUACAAUGACCAGGACGAUGGAUUCAAUGAAUCUUCUGAUUGAUUCAAGACUAGAGCUUUUCUUUUUAAUUGUUUGUACAAAUGACCACGAAAACAUCAAGGAAUCAAUUUUAACCCUCUAAUUAGCUCAAGAAACAAUUUGAGUGUUUGAAUUAUACAAUUUUAGUACAUAAAUUGAAUAUUUAUAAAUAAUUUCUGUAAAAAAUGUAAUAUAAUUGAGAUACAUUUAUACUUAUAAACUGAAUUUAAACUCAGAAUCAAAA
Molecule: messenger RNA, 2370 nt
Organism: Panonychus citri (citrus red mite)
Lineage: Eukaryota; Metazoa; Arthropoda; Arachnida; Trombidiformes; Tetranychidae
Gene: fra
Product: neogenin-like
Exons: 2
Coding region: 227-1213 (328 amino acids)
Biological process (GO): cell-cell adhesion
Molecular function (GO): protein binding
Source: RefSeq, a predicted model, not a curated record